UAGAGAGAGAGAGAGAUGCCUUUCUGCAUCUCUCCGAUAUAGCCGCUGUAAGUGUCAUUUUCUUCUAUAUACUGUCAUAGCAAGGUGCUCAAGAGAAGCUCAAGGAUCUCUCUCUCUCUCUCUCUCUCUCUUUUUCUGUCUUCUGAAAACACCAUGAUCUGAAAUUCAGUCGCUGGCUCUUCUUUUGCUGGAAAUCUCACCGGAAAACCCACUAUAAAGCCAGAUACCCAAGUGACUAACGAUCUUCAUCCAAGUCCGGUGUUCUCCAUGGAGCUCUCCCACCCAACUCCAGAUUUGUCUCUGCAGAUUAGCCCCCCAAACGCGAAGCCAACACCCACAUGGUUGAGGGACUCGGAACCAGUCGCUGCGCACCACCAGAAGCAGCAGAUGGCGGUCUUCUGGCGCCACAACCUCGGCCCCAACCAAAUCAGUCCUACCACCAACACCGAGGCUUCCUUCCAGCUCUCCCUGGCUAGUCCCCGGCCUCCGGAAUCCGAUGCCGCUCCGGCGAGGCUGUUCUUGGAUCCAGCCGACGCCAAGGCCCAUCACCAUUACAUGGGCCAACACCACCACCAGUACCACCAUCAUCCCUAUGCUCACGGCUACGGUUUCAGGCCUAUAAGGGGUGUCCCCGUCUACCAUUCUCCCCAGUAUCCCUUUCUUCCCUCCGACAGCUUCGCCACCUCUAUCCUGCCGGAGUUGCCGUCGUCGCCGUCUUCAUCUCCGGCGGCUGGGGUUUUCAGAUCGAGAUAUGGGGCAAGGUUUCCAGCCAAGCGAAGCCUGCGGGCGCCAAGGAUGCGGUGGACGAGCUCACUCCACGCCCGGUUUGUCCACGCAGUGGAGCUGCUCGGGGGCCAUGAGAGGGCAACUCCAAAGUCCGUUCUCGAGCUCAUGGAUGUCAAAGAUCUCACUCUAGCCCAUGUAAAAAGCCAUUUGCAGAUGUAUAGAACCGUGAAGACCACUGACAAGCCUGCAGUGUCUUCAGGGCAGCCGGAGGGCUUCGGAUCCGGUCACAGUGGAGAAAUCUCAGACGAGUUUACAGCGGGAAACGCUGCAGCAGCAGAUCGCGUCAGUUCCAACAGCGCUGCUCGAGACUCUCAGUUGUUGCACCAGAGCCUGUGGAGCAAUUCCUCCAGUAGAGGAGCUUGGCUGCAGGCUGGUUCAGUGGAUUCUCAGUCGAGCAUGACUUAUUUAAAGGAGGAGGGGAAGGACUUUAGUUUUUACCAUCUUCAAUUGGGAUGGUUCAGUAAACCAAAUCCAUUUACCAUGGACCAAGCAGGAAAAGAGCAGCAGCCCAGAGAGCUCGACCACCCUCUCAGGGACGAACCUCAAGAGCCCCAACCUUGAGUUCACCUUGGGCAGACCCGAUUGAUCGUGCAGUUCUUCAUUUUCCAUGAUUUCUUCUUAUACAUGAAACAGAUCAGAAAGGAAAAAGAAAGGGUAGGGAUGGAUGAUUCAGAGAGAAGGUUGGAAGCUUAGAAGAAAAAGGGAAUGUGAAGGAGAAGUAGGUACAUAUAUUUGUUGUUGAUUGUGUCUUAUGGGUCUUCCCUUUUCCUUACGAGAGAGAACGUGCAUGAGACAUAAAGGAAAGAAAGGCAAAAGGAAAGAUCAGAUCAAACAGUCCCUUCGUGAUAAAAAGUAUCUCAAAGGAAGGAUUCUUUUUCUUGGUAAUUGUAAUAUUGCCGACAGCUGCAUGCAGCAGCCUUAUAAUUUCUAAAUAAUCCAAAAUUUUCAGCUUA
This is a messenger RNA of Nymphaea colorata (pocket water lily), 1739 nucleotides long. RefSeq names its product probable transcription factor KAN2. Gene Ontology annotation, biological process: abaxial cell fate specification; regulation of DNA-templated transcription. The record is from RefSeq and is a predicted model, not a curated record. The transcript has 7 exons. The coding region runs from base 268 to 1347 and encodes 359 amino acids. Lineage: Eukaryota; Viridiplantae; Streptophyta; Magnoliopsida; Nymphaeales; Nymphaeaceae. Gene Ontology annotation, molecular function: transcription cis-regulatory region binding. Gene Ontology annotation, cellular component: nucleus.